AUGCGGUUCUCUACCCUCCGCAUAGCAGGGGCUACCUGCCUGCUGUCCCAAGCAGCAAAUGCCCUGCAGGUCACGCUCUCUGAUACCAAUUCCGUCAAAGAGGCUGCCAGCACCGUGGCCUACGGUCUCGUCAAGUACUAUACCGGCAACAACACAGGCGAUACGCCAGGCAACCUGCCCUCGCCGUACUUCUGGUGGGAAGCCGGCGCCAUGUUCGGCACGCUCAUCGACUACUGGUUCCUGACGGGUGACGAUACGUACAACAACAUCACCACAGAGGCCAUGCUGCACCAGGUGGGCGACAACAACGACUACAUGCCCAUCAACCAGACACGGACCGAAGGCAACGACGACCAGGGUUUCUGGGGCAUGGCUGCCAUGUCGGCCGCCGAGAACAACUACCCCAACCCGCCAUCCGACAAGCCGCAGUGGCUCGCGCUGGCCCAGGCCGUGUUUAACCAGUAUGCCACACGCUGGGACACGACGACGUGCAACGGCGGCCUGCGCUGGCAAAUCUUCCAGUUCAACAACGGCUUCGACUACAAGAACUCGAUUGCCAACGGCUGUUUCUUCAACAUUGCCGCGCGCCUGGCCCGGUACACGGGCAACCAGACGUAUGCCGACUGGGCAGAGAAGAUUUGGGACUGGGAGACGGGCGUCGGUCUGAUCACGUCCGACUACCGGAUCUUGGACGGCGCCACCGACUCGCCACAGAACUGCACGAACCCGGACACCUUCCAGUGGUCGUACAACGCCGGCAUCUUUUUGCACGGCGCGGCCAUCAUGUACAACAUCACCGAGGACUCGGCCACGUGGAAGACACGCCUCGACAGCCUGCUGGCGGCGACCACGGGCCACUUCUUUACAAACGGCAGCAACAUUCUCGUGGAGCAGGCCUGCGAGACGGUGCAGCUGUGCGACAACGACCAGCAGAGCUUCAAAGGCUACAUGCUGCGCUGGCUCUCAGGCGCUGCGCAGAUGGCUCCGUACCUGUUCCCGACCGUCACGCCGCUGCUGCAGGCCAACGCGGCUGCCGCGGCGCUGGCGUGCACGGGGUCGCCCGCGUCUGGGUUCAAAGGCAUGGCCGGCACGGCGUGCGGUUUCAAGUGGACGACGGGCGGGUUCGACGGGCUGGUGGGCGUGGGCGAGCAGAUGAACGCGCUGUCGGCGCUCAUGUAUUCCUUGGUGCACCCCACGACGGCGGCGGCGGUGACGUCGUCGUCGGGCGGCACGUCGGUGGGCAACCCCAACGCCGGCACCAAGCCGUCGACGGCGCUGACGCUGAAGCCCAUCACGACGGGUGACCGCGUGGCCGCGGGCUUUGCGACGACGGCAAUUGUCUUUUCGAUUUUGGGCGGCAGUGUGUUUGUGUUGAAAUAG
Sporothrix brasiliensis 5110 is the source of this 1380-nucleotide messenger RNA. Its product is annotated as mannan endo-1,6-alpha-mannosidase. The record is from RefSeq and is a predicted model, not a curated record. Lineage: Eukaryota; Fungi; Ascomycota; Sordariomycetes; Ophiostomatales; Ophiostomataceae. Gene Ontology annotation, biological process: fungal-type cell wall biogenesis; carbohydrate catabolic process. Bases 1 to 1380 code for a protein of 459 amino acids. The transcript has 2 exons. Gene Ontology annotation, molecular function: mannan endo-1,6-alpha-mannosidase activity.